AGCUUUUCCACGUCAGUGUGUUUACCAAGACCAGAUUGACAGCUGCAGGAAGGUGUUCAAUUUAUUCACUUAUGAGGCAUUCUAUUGAAUAGUGAUUACAUAAGUGGAGUUUGGAAAUAUUAAGUUAUCACGCAGUGGAAUGUCCGACAUUUUUAGUUUGUCCUGUUGUCGUACUGAAUUGAACUUUGGUCUUCUUCAUUCACUGUUGGCCGGCUAGCCUGCUAGCUUGCCUAACUAGGCUAGCAUUAGCUACAGCAGGACUCCAUCUUUGGAAUAGCAGCCACACAGGAAAUACAUGACUGUUGUCUGAGAGGACAAACACCGAAGACACCUAUCCUUAGCCAGCUGACACGCUAGCUAAGCAGUUAGCUGUGAGGUUUCUUGACAGAGACGCAGCAUGGUGGACAAGAAUAUCUACAUCGUCCAGGGGGAGAUCAGCACCGUUGUUGGAGCGAUCAAGAGAAACUCCAGAUGGAAUACCCACACUCCACUGGAUGAAGAACAGGACCCAUUACUGAACAGCUUUGGCCAUCUCAAGGAAAUACUCAACAACAUAAAAGAGCUUUCUGAUGUUGAGCCAAACGUUUUUCUGAGGCCCUUCCUAGAAGUGGUCCGCUCCGAGGACACCACUGGACCAAUCACAGGGCUCGCCCUCACUUCUGUCAACAAGUUCCUUUCCUAUGGCCUUAUAGGUAAGAAAUCAGCAAUAGAAAGGCAAAGUCCCGUCCCUUCUGGUGGACCACCAUGGGACCUUAUUUCUGAUAAAAUAUGUACAGUAGUCAAUGACUGGCACCAAAUAAUUAGUUGAUCAUGUUUGAAUUGUGCCAU
Molecule: messenger RNA, 828 nt
Organism: Anarrhichthys ocellatus (wolf-eel)
Lineage: Eukaryota; Metazoa; Chordata; Actinopteri; Perciformes; Anarhichadidae
Product: Golgi-specific brefeldin A-resistance guanine nucleotide exchange factor 1-like
Exons: 5
Coding region: 398-808 (136 amino acids)
Source: RefSeq, a predicted model, not a curated record